Molecule: messenger RNA, 997 nt
Organism: Myripristis murdjan (pinecone soldierfish)
Lineage: Eukaryota; Metazoa; Chordata; Actinopteri; Holocentriformes; Holocentridae
Product: coagulation factor XIII B chain-like
Exons: 5
Coding region: 56-883 (275 amino acids)
Source: RefSeq, a predicted model, not a curated record
UCAAAAGCCACCCCAUCCCUUAUAUGUAAUUGGACUAUCGUCAACCAGUGAUAAAAUGAAGUAUGGACAUAAACUGAGGUUUCUGUGUGACAAUGGAUAUAGACUGUUGGGGUACACUGAGGUGGAAUGCUUGGAGACCGGGCAGUGGAGUGCCGCCUUUCCAAUCUGUGGGCCCUGCACUGUGACAGUGGAUGAUAUGAGGAGAAAUAACAUUGAACUGAGACAUAGAUAUGACUCUACAGUCUAUUUACCACACAAAGAUUUUAUAGUGUUCAGUUGUACAACAGGAAGCUCUGAUGGCAGGCUGGCAAUGCAUCAACAGUGUAUUGACGAACCUACGUACUGUGGAAGGCCACCAGGAAUUGAAAAUGGAGACACCAGGUAUUGGACGAGCCGUUGGUACUACCAUGGGGAUACAGUUGAAUACACAUGUAACCAUAAAUACAUUCUGCUUGGUCAGUCUCACAAAACCUGCUACGACGGUAACUGGAUUGGAGAUAUUAGGUGCUUCAAGGCUGUAGGCUGUGGAACGCCACCACCCCUUGACUUUGGGGAUGUCCAGUCUUCUGUUAAAAAUAAUUACGACCAUGGUGAGAGAGUUGAAUACAGCUGUCAGAGUCACUAUACUCUGGAUGGUCAGACUCAUAAAACCUGCAGCAAUGGUCAAUGGACUGGAGAUAUGAGAUGCCUCAGGCCCUGCACUGUGACACUGGAUGAUAUGAGGAGAAAUAACAUUGGACUGAAAUAUAAACCAGACUCUAAAAUUUAUUCACCACACAAAGAUUUUCUAGAGUUCAAUUGUACCACAGGAAGCCCUGACGGCAGGCUGGCAAUGCGUCAGCAGUGUAUUGACGGUGUGAUGCUGUUGCCCUCUUGCCAGUAGGAGUGUGAGUUAACUGGAAGUGAUGGCCAGCAGCUGGCUGGACAAACAUGUAAAUGGAUAACCAGAGGAAAGAGUUUGACACGAUAUGUGCUGCUGCUUUGCACUGAUCCUCUG